UUAUAAUUUCCUUUGCAAAGACGAAUUACAUUAUUAUUACAAUUAUUAUUAUUUUUAUCAUCAUCAUCAUCAUCAUCAUCAUCAUCACUUUGUUUCGUAGUGCUUCAAAAAUUACGCCCUAGGAAAAAGCGAAAUAUAAUCAGAGAACCAUUAUUAUAUACCGAAAACGAAACUUAGAAAGAAAUAUUCCGCUGAAACAUUGUUUACGGGAACGUUGUUUACGACUCCGUGUUUACAGUGACGGUGAGAAAAAGAUGUUAUUUAGUGUGAAUGAAAUGAUAAAUGAUUCUGAAGAUAUAACGAGAAAUAAUCAGAAAUAAACGAAAGAACAAACAUACCUUGAAGAUGAUGGUAAGUGUUGAUAGAAGGUAAUUAAGUAGAGAGAGAAGAAGAAGAAGAAGAAGAAGAAGAAGAAGAAAGAGAAAUUUCCGAGGAAGAAAGAAGAGCAAGAGAAUUUAAGGUUUGAAUCCUAAUCUGGUUGAUACUUAAAAAAAAAAGGGUAUGAGGAAGACGUCAUAUUGAAAGUGAUCUGGAGGACAUCUCUACGCAGAUCUUGAGGAUAUUCAAGGACUCCUAAGAUAUCAUGCCAACUUCAAGACCAGUUACGGAAACCCUGGAGUCUUCGUGAAGCCUUGAUGCAGAAAUUCUCAAUAAUAAUUUACCCUUCUGGAAGAUGCCGUUGGGGUCUUCCGGUGCAGCUGAGAAGGAGAAACGUUACAGACGAGCUGAUAGAAAGAAACAUUUACAAAACAGCUGAGCGUAAAGGUCAUUUACAGACCAGCUGAGUGAAAGCAACAUUUACGGACCAGCUGAGUGAAGGCAACAUUUACGGACCAGCUGAGUGAAGGCAACAUUUACAGACCAGCUGAGUGAAAGCAACAUUUACGGACCAGCUGAGUGAAGGCAACAUUUACGGACCAGCUGAGUGAAGGCAACAUUUAUAGACCAGCAGAGUGAAAGCAACAUUUACGGACCAGCUGAGUGAAGGCAACAUUUACGGACCAGCUGAGUGAAGGCAACAUUUACAGACCAGCUGAGUGAAAGUAACAUUUACAGAAAAGCUGAAUGUAAGAAAUAUUUGCAAAACGGCUGAGAGUGUAAGAAACAUUUACUAAACAGCUGUAUUUUUGACCAUUUGUUUGCGUUUACGAAUAUAAGCCAACUGAAGUCUAAUGGAAAAUUUAAAUAGCAUUGAAGUUAAGAAAAAUACUGUAUGUAUAAUAUACAACUGAUGAGUUACUAUGUUAAAACCAAAACAAAAUAUUACCUUUCAAAAUGUUAUACAUUUUUUUUGAGAAAAAAAUAUUAGUGAUAUUGUAGUUAUGUUGAUAAGAUUUGGGGAAUAUUUAAUUAAUAAGAGCUUGACAUCGAGAAUUUAAUUAAAAAAAAUUAAGUUCAUUACCUAAAAUCAGGAAGAUUUUUUAUUUUUGGGGGGGAGGGGAGAAAUAAUUUUAAGUGUUAAAUCUUAGUAAAAAGUCUUGGAAAGUUGUGUAGGAGCAAAAAUCACGACAAUAUUGAAAAGAAAAUAGGGAAGAAAAUGUGGAACACCGGAGAAGAGAAAAGAAUUGAAGCUGACGAACCAAGAUACAUUAUUGACAAUCCUGUUUUGAUCCCUGGGACAGUGUGAUUUAAAAAAAAAUAUAUAUAUUUAUAUAUAUAGAGUUUGGGAAAUAUUUUCGGAAUAUCUAGAGUCGUACCCCAAUGGAACUAUGGCUUACAUCGAGGAAGAUCUGGCCAAUUGAUCUUCAUCGUUUUCCCCUCGGAUCCUGUUCAGUCUUCAUUGACAGGGGUAAUCCGCUCAUCUACGUUUCCUAAUCCUGGUGUAGUGGUGAUUGUUCCCUGAUAAGAACAACUUGGUUAAAUUGUUCCCGUAGCCGCGAUCAUCAGAGCUUUGUGCGUAUUAUCGUCGUCUGAAGUUUCCAAUCUGUUUUGUGUUAAAUUAUUAGUAAGGUAAACGCGAUCUUGCGUGUGAAAUAACUAACUUGUGACUUAAAAAUGAGUACAGUACCGUUUAAUAGUUUGUAAACAUUAGGGAGGAAAGAAGGUCCUCAAAGCUUGCUUAAUCGUGAAGCAUCAGAAUGGUAUUUAAUUUUCUUGGUUUUGUAGCGCAAGUACUGCAAUGCAUGCCAGAUGGAGACAAGAACUACUCGCCUGUAAUCUCGUCAGGAAAACCAGUGAGUAGGUUAGUCAUCCCAUCUACCGCCAUCCAAUAACUACGGUGUCUAUGCGUCUUAUGUAUACCACCACCACCACCCAAACACGACGCAGAGUAAUUUUUCCGCGCACUGCCACCAUCCAUCAACCGCAACCAUCAAUAGCAGUAUGACACUCAUUUACGACGACCACCCUUACGCGCAGCUCCUGCAGAACCUCUCCCUCAGCUAUCCGGACAUCGACUGGAGUUACAUCAACCUAACCAACCUCACCUUCCUUCUGGACUCGAGCGAGGGCAGCAACGACUUCGACUCCAACACCACGGCUGGUACGGUCCUCUACGAGGUACCAACGGGAAUCGUCGUCCUUCUCUCCAUCUUCUACGGGUCCAUCUCCCUGGUAGCUGUGGUGGGCAACGCGCUGGUGAUGUGGAUCGUCGCUACUUCCCGUAAGAUGCACUCUGUCACCAAUUACUUCAUCGCCAACUUGGCUCUAGCAGACAUCAUCAUCGGACUCUUCGCUAUUCCAUUUCAGUUCCAGGCGGCUCUUCUCCAGCGCUGGAACUUGCCGGAGUUCAUGUGCGCCUUCUGCCCCUUCUUCCAGACCGUCAGCGUCAACGUCUCUAUCUUCACCCUCACAGCCAUCGCCGUCGACAGAUACAGAGCCAUCGUCUUCCCUCUUAACGCCAGACCCACCAAAUUCAGGAGUAAGGUGGUGAUCGCCUCCAUCUGGUUGUUCAGCGCAACGUUGGCCAUCCCUAACGCCAUAGCUCUGAGGGUCCGGUACAUCGAAGACACUCGCACCAGAGAACAGAAGCCCGUCUGUGUUGCGGAAGGUAUCGACCCAGCGGUAAUGUGGACGUAUUCUCACGUGAUGGUAGGACUCCAAUUCUUCGUGCCGCUGGGGAUCAUAUCCUUCGCUUACAUCAGGAUGGGCUGGGAACUGUGGGGAUCCAGAACUCCCGGCAACGCUGAGGACGCAAGGGAUGCUCACGUCCUCAGAAACAAGAAAAAGGUUAUCAAGAUGCUGUUUAUUGUGGUGGCCCUUUUCGCUUUCUGCUGGGCUCCUCUUCAGACGUACCACGUCCUGCAGGAGAUCUACCCAGCCAUCAACACUUACCGUUACAUCAACAUUAUAUGGUUCUGCUGUCACUGGCUGGCAAUGAGCAACAGCUGCUGCAACCCGUUCAUUUACGCUAUAUAUAACGAAAAAUUCAAGCGAGAAUUCAGACAGAAGUUUCAGUGGGUGUUUAAGAACGACACUAGAGGCGACACAAGUGAUUUUGAGCGGUCCAGGUACCAAAUGUCCUUCAGGGAGGAGGAGGCGCGGACGUGGGUGAGGUGCUUCAACGCUCUUAGGCUCCUCUUCAGGUAUCCUGUAGACCGCCAGGUGUCUACGGCCUCAGACCAGCGGAUCUCCCGAACUGAUGCUACCUUACUGAAUGGAUCCUCGCGUUCCUCCUCUAACAAGUCGAUGCUUGCUGCCGGGGGACGCAGCGCCCUAGCUGCGACAGGACGCACUAUAAACGGGGAGUCCCAUGGGGAUGUCCUUCCCGGAGGCCACCAUCAGGAGGUCCACGUCUGUGUUCCCCUCAAGUCCCAUGCUCACCUCCAUCCUUCCCUGUGUCGUCCCAGAGUGGCCGGGGACUCCAGGAUAUAAGAGACACAGAGGGUCACUAAGGAUAAAUUAGACUCAGAGAGGACAGUCAGUUAUAUAGUAGAUGUAGAGAGAGAGAGAGAGAGAGAGAGAGAGAGAGAGAGAGACUCGAGAAUAUAGAACACACACACACACACAGACUAGAGGAUACAGAACACACACACACACACACACUAGAGGAUACAGAACACACACACACACACACACACACACACACACACA
Molecule: messenger RNA, 4032 nt
Organism: Cherax quadricarinatus
Lineage: Eukaryota; Metazoa; Arthropoda; Malacostraca; Decapoda; Parastacidae
Product: substance-K receptor
Biological process (GO): G protein-coupled receptor signaling pathway
Cellular component (GO): plasma membrane
Molecular function (GO): neuropeptide Y receptor activity
Source: RefSeq, a predicted model, not a curated record